GAGAGGUUGGGGGGGGGGGGGGGCAAGCGGAGGAGGACGAGCCGAGCCACCUCGAGACGCAGUGGGGCCACAGUCCGAGCACAUCGCCGCACCGACCGACGCGCCAGCAUCACUGCAGCUUCUUUCCCCCCUCCCCCCCCUCCCCCCCGCCUCCUCCCCGGCCUUUUCUCUGUUUAUUACCUCUCUCUCUGUCUCUCUCUCUCUCUCUCUCACUGAAUCGACUGAUCGAGAAGAAGACUGUGUGGCUCAAGCCUUGCAGCAUGGAGACCUCGCAGAAAAAGACGCACUAAAAACGUGUCUUUUACCGGGUGACGAGAGAGCGAGAGCGUCUACGUGUGCACUGACAAAAAUGAAGAAGUUCAACAUCAGGAAGGUGUUGGACGGCUUGAAAGAGGCGUCCUCCUCGUCCUCCUUCACCCACUCCUCCUCCAACCCGUCGGUCCAAGUGGGCCUGCAGGAGAACCAUCUGCUCCAGGAGCACCUCCAGUCUGAGCAUUUCCAGCUCUGUAAGACUGUCCGUCAUGGCUUCCCGUACCAGCCGUCGUCCAUGGCGUUCGACCCCGUGCAGAAGAUCCUGGCCGUCGGCACUCAGAGCGGAGCGCUCAGAUUGUUCGGUCGUCCGGGUGUGGAGUGUUACUGCCAGCACGAGAGCGGGGCGGCCGUCAUCCAGCUACAGUUUCUCAUCAAUGAGGGGGCGCUGGUGAGCGCCCUGGCGGACGACACAGUGCACCUGUGGAACCUGAGGCAGAAGAGACCGGCUAUCCUGCACUCGCUCAAGUUCAGCAGAGAGAGGAUAACCUUCUGCCACCUGCCCUUCCAGAGUAAGUGGCUGUACAUCGGCACAGAACGGGGAAACAUCCACAUCGUCAACGUGGAGUCCUUCAUGCUCUCAGGCUACGUCAUCAUGUGGAACAAAGCCAUUGAACUGUCCUCCAAGGCUCACCCUGGACCCGUCGUCCACAUCAGUGACAACCCCAUGGAUGAGGGCAAGCUGAUAAUUGGAUUCGAGUCCGGGAUCGUGGUCCUGUGGGAUCUCAAAUCAAAGAAGGCCGACUAUCGCUACACUUAUGAUGAGGCGAUCCACUCCGUUGCCUGGCAUCACGAGGGCAAGCAGUUCGUGUGCAGUCACUCAGACGGGACGCUGACCAUCUGGAACGUGAGAGGCCAGGGCAAGCCCGUACAGACAAUCACACCUCACGGGAAGCAGCCCAAGGAUGGAAAGAAGCCAGAGCCUUGUAAACCCAUUCUCAAAGUGGAGUACAGAACCACCAGGAUUGGAGAGCCCUUCAUCAUCCUGUCCGGCGGUCUCUCCUACGACACGGUGGGCCGGCGGCCGUGCCUGACGGUCAUGCACGGGAAGAGCACGGCCGUCCUGGAGAUGGACUACCCCAUCGUGGACUUCCUCACCCUGUGCGAGACGCCGUAUCCCAACGACUUUCAGGAACCUUACGCUGUGGUGGUCCUUCUGGAGAAGGACUUAGUGGUGAUCGACCUCGCACAAAACGGCUACCCCAUCUUCGAGAACCCCUACCCGCUGACCAUCCACGAGUCCCCGGUGACCUGCUGCGAGUACUUCGCCGACUGCCCCGUGGACCUCAUACCAGCGCUUUAUUCGGUUGGCUCGCGACAGAAGCGCCAGGGCUACAGCAAAAAGGAGUGGCCUAUCAGUGGGGGCAACUGGGGUCAAGGCACGCAAAGCUACCCAGAGAUCAUCAUUACAGGGCAUGCUGAUGGAACGGUGAAGUUUUGGGAUGCGUCUGCAAUAAUGCUCCAGGUGCUCUACAAACUGAAAACGGCCAAGGUGUUCGACAGGAGCCGCUCCAAAGACGACAAGGGCGGCGCCGAGGCGUCCGACGAGGACCCCUUCGCCAUCCAGUUGAUGGCCUGGUGCGCCGAGAGCCGCAUGCUGUGCGUGGCAGGCGUGUCGGCCAACAUCAUCGUCUAUCGCUUCAGCAAACUGGAGGUCACCACCGAGGUGGUGCAGCUAUUAGAGGUGCGAAUGCAGUACGAGCUGAACGACAUGGAGUCCCCCGAGGGCGGCGGUGGGGAGCACGCGUCGGCGCACCCCACCCCGGGCGCUUCCCCGCAGACGAGCGGCCCACCUUCGCACCCCUCCAGCAGCAGCAGCAACUCUGACGGGAGCAACAUGCCCUGCCUCAAGGUGCGUAGCACUCCGCUGAAGCAGUCUCCGGGUUACCAGGUGGACUUAGUGGUCCAGCUGGUGUGGGUGAGCGGGGAACCUCCUCAACAGAUCACCAGCCUGGCUCUUAAUUCCUCAUCCGGCCUGGUGGUGUUCGGCAACAGUAACGGCGUUGCGGUGGUGGACUAUAUCCAGAAGACGGUGGUGUCGAACCUGGGGACGCUAGAGCUGUACGGGUCCAACGAUCCGUACCAGAGACAACCGCGCUCACCCAGAAAGUCUCGACAGCCCUCUGGAGGUCUGUGUGACAUCAACGAGUGCUCGGCCACAUCAGAGGACCGCUGCAAGUCUCCCACUUCAGUGUUGAUGUCAAACAGCAAUCUCCAGCAGUUCUACAAUGGAGGUGGUAGAGGAGCAAAGAUGUCACGGAAAUUAAGCUUGCCUACUGAGCUAAAGCCAGACUUGGUCCUCUUGUCCGUAUACCCGCCGCGGGGUGGCAACCCACUAGACCACCGGGACAAUUCCUUCAGCCGCUCGCGCUCCUCCAGCGUCACCAGCAUCGACAAGGAGGCCAAAGAAGCCGUCCUCUCCUUCCACUUCUGCGAGAGCUACGCCCGCAAGGGGGACGGCGCCUCGUCGCCUUGCCUUUUUGCGGGCACCUCGCUGGGGACCGUCCUGGCUCUGACCCUUACGCUGCCGCUGGCCGGAGAGCAGAGGCAACUGCAGCCCGUUAUCCUGUCGCCCACAGGCAUGUUGAUCCGACUGAAGGGAAGUAUCUUACGGUUGGCUUUCUUGGACUCCGCCGGUGGCCUCUUGCCCCCUGCGUACGACCCUUGGUUCGAACCCAACGUCUCGGCAGACGGCGAAGAACGAGAGAAGGUCCGCAAACGCCGGCCCGUGUCUGUUUCGCCAUCCAGCUCGCAGGAUCUUAACGAGAGCCACUACGCCGUGAUGUGCUCGGAGAAGCAGGCCAAGGUCUUGUCGCUGCCCAGCCAGACGUGCAUCUACAAGCACAGCAUCACGGAGGCCUCGUUCGUCCUACGUGCAGACGUGGUCCAGAUGAGCCGAGGCGUGUGUCUUGCCUGCUUCUGUGCUAACGGCCAUAUCAUGACCCUUAGUCUACCGGGACUGAGACCCCUCAUGGAUGUAAACUACCUGCCUGUAACGGACAUGAGGAUAGCCAGGACCUUCUGCUUCACAAACCUGGGUCAGGCCAUGUACCUCUGCUCCCCCACCGAAGUGCAGAGGAUCACGUACAGCCAGGACACCUGCGAGAACCUACAGGAAAUGCUUGGUGAAUUGUUUACACCAGUGGAGACACCAGAGGCCCCCAACAGGGGCUUCUUCAAAGGUCUUUUUGGGGGCGGAGCACAGUCACUAGACAGAGAAGAGCUAUUCGGCGAGGAAGUCGCCGGACGAGCGUCCCGGAGCCUGGCCCAGCACAUCCCGGGUCCCGGCGGCAUCGAGGGCAUGAAGGGGGCGGCGUCCGGCGUGGUGGGCGACCUGGCCCGCGCCCGGAUAGCGUUGGACGAGCGAGGACAGAAGCUAGGCGAGCUGGAGGAGAGGACGGCAGCCAUGAUGUCCAGCGCCGACAACUUUUCCAAGCAUGCCCACGAGAUGAUGCUGAAGUGCAAAGAUAAAAAAUGGUACCAGUUCUGAUGGCCGUUCGCACUGGUCGCCUUCGUGACGGUUGCGACCUGCCGCUCUGUUGCGUUCAGUCAUCCCCCCUCCAAGCCUUUCACUCAGACACUUGGGAUUUUUCUUCCCUUAGCACAAUGUCCCAUACUGUUCUUACCUCACUCUCAUUGAGGGGGGACACACACAGGGAACAAGUACAUUAUUUGUGUGUGUGUGUGUGUGUGUUUCCCAUGUUCUUGUCUCUUUUUGUUUGUUUUUUUGUUUUUUUUGUUUUAUGGCUCGCACAAGAGUUUUCAUUCUCAUUUUGCCAAACCGUCCCUUGGACUGAUGUCAGUAUUUAAACUGGACUAAUAGCUAAGACUUUGGAAUAUUGUUCAAAUGUACAAAAAAAAAAAUUAAAAAAAAAAAAAUUAAAAUAUGUCAUAAUAUAUAGAUACAAAUCUAAAUGUUACAAC
Molecule: messenger RNA, 4233 nt
Organism: Phycodurus eques (leafy seadragon)
Lineage: Eukaryota; Metazoa; Chordata; Actinopteri; Syngnathiformes; Syngnathidae
Gene: stxbp5a
Product: syntaxin binding protein 5a (tomosyn)
Exons: 28
Coding region: 350-3799 (1149 amino acids)
Biological process (GO): regulation of protein secretion; regulation of exocytosis
Cellular component (GO): SNARE complex; cytoplasm; plasma membrane
Molecular function (GO): myosin II binding; GTPase activator activity; syntaxin binding
Source: RefSeq, a predicted model, not a curated record